GAUACACUUAUAAAACAUACACACAAGCGCCGGCACACAAUGUCUUAUUUCUAUAUCUUUUAUUUGGGCCAGUCUUUCUUCUGUGUAACAAACCCCUGUGUAACAAACUCCCUCUAACUGGCCACCUGUUAACCUUAUUUACUCUGAUUAACUUCUGGAACCAGCCACUGGCCUAGGACUACCCCCCGCCUCACUCUCAAAUACAAAUGCACGUACCGCUUGUAGUUGACCUGGUAUACACUUAGACAGCCUCAGAGAGAUACAUGCAUGUCUCUUUGAGGAGUUGCAACACGGCACCGUGUGACUAAUGAGUGUGUGUUGUUUGGAGUGAGCUGUGUGUGUGUAUUCACCCACAGGUUCUGCACACUGUGUGUGUGUAUUCACCCACAGGUUCUGCACACUGUGUGUGUGUAUUCACCCACAGGUUCUGCUCGCUCUGUGUUUUCUCCCUUGUCGUGGUGUUGGUAAAACACUGAUUUAGGUCUAACUUCAAUUUAAAGGCUUAUAACCACUCUAUAAAGGCUUAUAACUAAUAUAAAGGGUAAUAACUGCUCUACAAAUACUUAAUUCUAUGUUGGGGCAUAAAACCACUCUAUAAAGGCUUAUAACUUCCAUGUAAAGGGUUAUAAUCACUCUAUUAAAGCUCAUAACUUCAAUUUAAAGUCCUGUAAUGAUCUAUUUAGGUUUAUAACAACAGAUUUUUUGUCUUUUGGUCUGACUCACCAUGACAUUGCUUCACAAUGACAUUAAUGAGAUUUCCUCUUACUCUUUUAUUUUAACCCCACAAAAAUACCUCCUUCUCUUGUGCUUGUGUGGGACCCCCUCUCUCCGUUACUCCCCCACACUCACCUCCCUCCCUCGGUUCCUUGCAUGCCGCAUGUCUCUCUUUCCUUCCGUCUCUGCCCCGGUCUCUCUCUCCACCUGUGAUGGUAUCUCCUGCCUCGUGCACUAACCUCCUGUAUGCCAUGACGGUGCUACAAUAAUCCUCACGGCGUAUUGUUGUUUCAUGCCUUGCACCCUCAUCCCCCACCACUAACUCAUCUCUACUUUGUUUUUGUUUAUUUGUUUGUUUCUUCUUCUCUCCAUUGUGUGUGUGUGUGUGUGUGUGUGCACACGUGCGUGUGUGCCCUCCAAUCUCCCCUGCUUCUGUUUUCUGGCUCCGUGUCUCUGUUCUUUUGCUGUACUGUCCCUCAACAUCUGCCCUCCAUCCAUCCAUCCAUCAUGCCUUCAUCUUCCCUGUCCUCCCGACCCUCCUCCCUCUGGUUGGCCCGCCCUGGUGCAUGCUGGAACUUGUAGGCUUCUACGGUCUGGAUGAGUCGGACCUGGACAAGGUGUUCCGCCUGCCCACCACCACCUUCAUCGGGGGCGCCGAGAGUGCCCUGCCCCUCAAGGAGAUCAUCCGCCGCCUGGAGAUGGCGUACUGCCAGCACAUUGGGGUGGAGUUCAUGUUCAUAAACGACCUGGACCAGUGCCAGUGGAUUCGAGAGAAGUUUGAGAAGCCGGGCGUCAUGCAGUUCACCCUGGAGGAGAAGAGGACACUGCUGGCUCGCAUGGUCCGGUCCACCAGGUUCGAGGAGUUCCUCCAGAGGAAGUGGUCCUCUGAGAAGCGUUUUGGUCUGGAGGGCUGCGAGUCCCUGAUCCCCGCCCUGAAGACCAUCAUCGACAAGUCCAGCGCCAACGGUGUGGAGAACGUCAUCAUGGGCAUGCCUCACAGGGGCCGUCUGAACGUGUUGGCCAACGUGAUCCGUAAGGAGCUGGAGCAGAUCUUCUGUCAGUUUGACUCCAAACUGGAGGCUGCCGAUGAGGGCUCCGGAGACGUCAAGUACCACCUGGGGAUGUACCACCGCAGGAUCAACCGUGUGACGGACAGGAACAUCACGCUGUCCCUGAUGGCCAACCCCUCCCACCUGGAGGCCGUGGACCCCGUGGUGCAGGGCAAGACCAAGGCCGAGCAGUUCUACUGCGGAGACACCGACGGCAACAGGGUGAUGUCCAUCCUGAUGCACGGCGAUGCUGCGUUUGCCGGUCAGGGCGUGGUCUACGAGACGUUCCACCUGUCUGACCUGCCGUCCUACACCACCCACGGCACUGUGCACGUGGUGGUCAACAACCAGAUCGGCUUCACCACCGACCCCCGCAUGGCGCGCUCCUCCCCCUACCCCACCGACGUGGCGCGGGUGGUCAACGCGCCCAUCUUCCACGUGAACGCUGACGACCCUGAGGCGGUGAUGUAUGUGUGCAACGUGGCGGCCGAGUGGCGGGCCACGUUCCACAAGGACGUGGUGGUGGACCUGGUGGGCUACCGACGCAUGGGCCACAACGAGAUGGACGAGCCCAUGUUCACCCAGCCUCUCAUGUACAAGCAGAUCAAGAAGCAGAAGGGCGUGCUGCUCAAGUACGCCGAGAAGCUCAUCGCCGAGGGCGCCGUCACCAGGCAGGAGUACGAGGAGGAGAUAGCGAAGUAUGAUAAGAUCUGUGAGGAAGCUCAUGCUCGCUCCAAGGAUGAGAAGAUCCUCCACAUCAAGCACUGGCUGGACUCCCCCUGGCCUGGUUUCUUCACCCUGGACGGCCAGCCCAAGAGCAUGAGCUCUCCCUCCACUGGUCUGACAGAGGAAGAGCUGGCACACAUCGGACAGGUGGCCUCGUCGGUCCCCGUGGAAGACUUCACCAUCCAUGGAGGUCUGAGUCGUAUCCUGAAGAGCAGAGGGGAGAUGAUCAAGAACAGGACGGUGGACUGGGCCCUGGGAGAGUACAUGGCCUUCGGCUCGCUGCUGAAGGAGGGGACCCACGUCCGCCUGAGCGGACAGGACGUAGAGAGGGGAACCUUCAGCCAUCGUCACCAUGUGCUUCAUGACCAGAACGUGGACAAGAGGACCUGCAUCCCCAUGAACCACGUGUCUCCCAACCAGGCCCCCUACACCGUCUGCAACAGCUCUCUGUCUGAGUACGGAGUCCUGGGCUUCGAGCUUGGCUUCGCCAUGGCCAGCCCCAACGCCCUGGUGCUGUGGGAGGCCCAGUUCGGAGACUUCCACAACACGGCCCAGUGCAUCAUCGACCAGUUCAUCUGCCCGGGCCAGGCCAAGUGGGUCAGACAGAACGGCAUCGUCCUGCUGCUGCCCCACGGCAUGGAGGGCAUGGGCCCAGAGCACUCGUCUGCCCGUCCAGAGAGGUUCCUCCAGAUGUGCAAUGACGACCCUGACGUCAUGCCUAAACUCUCCGAAGACUUUGCCAUUCAGCAGCUGAUGGACUGUAACUGGAUCGUGGUGAACUGCUCCAACCCAGGAAACUACUUCCACGUGCUGCGCAGACAGAUCCUGCAGCCCUUCAGGAAGCCUCUGAUCGUCUUCACCCCCAAGUCUCUGCUGCGCCACCCAGAAGCCAAGUCCAACUUCGACGUCAUGCUGCCGGGUACCCAGUUCCUGAGGCUGAUUCCAGAGGAGGGCACCGCGUCCCAGAACCCCGAGGGGGUGAAGCGCAUCGUCUUCUGCACAGGGAAGGUGUACUACGAGCUCACCAAGGAGCGCAAGACCCACGGCAUGGAGGACACCGUCGCCAUCGCUCGCGUUGAGCAGCUGUCUCCGUUCCCCUUCGACCUGGUGAAGGCUGAGACUGAGAAGUACCCCAACGCCGACCUGGUCUGGUGUCAGGAGGAACACAAGAACCAGGGUUACUACGACUACGUCAAGCCUCGCAUGAGAACCACCAUCCAACGUUCCAAGCCCGUCUGGUAUGCAGGUCGUGAACCAGCUGCAGCCCCCGCCACAGGGAACAAGAAGGCCCACCUGGUGGAGCUGAAGCGCUUCCUCGACACUGCCUUCGACCUGGAUGCCUUCAAGGGCCAGGUCUAACUCCCCCCCACCCCCCUAGUGGUUUAACUCCUCCCCUUCAGGCCCUGUCUCCUCCCCCUCUACUCUAGCCCCGCCCCCCCUGCCUCCGACGGGUUUAUGAGGCGAUGACCCACAACACAGGAGACACACUCCCACCCCUCACCCCUCCUCCACCCCUCACCCUCCUCCACCCCUCACCACAGACGCACACAUCAAGGACUCUGUGCUCAGAGCUCCACAUGAACCCUCCCUCUCUCUCUCCCAAACACACAAGCACAGAUGGCUCGGUCGCCCCGAGCAGACUCACAUCCACCCACAGCCACUUCCUGUCUGGGCAUGCUCAACGCCCACGUCCUCCUGGUGGCCAGGAAAGGGAGAUCCCGUAAAUCGAUUGGUCAUUGUCUGCUUCCUGGUCGGUUGCCUCCGCUGGGCUAACGCUAACUAUCCCUCCAGUGUUUGGUCGUCCAGCCUUCUGUCCCCAGCUCAGGGCAGCAGCAGCAGGGUUAUCUGUAGCAGGGUACCGGUCACCUGAUUGGCCUUCUCAGUCCUCCCCUCUCUGAGCGCUACGCAGUAACACCCUCCCCCUCUCUCUCCCCCCUGCCCCCCCGUCCAACCCCCCCCAGUUCUCCAGGGCUCAUAUCCCCCUCUGUGAGUGCUACUGAAACUACAUCACUUCCUGCAUCUACCAACAGCUUUUUUUCUGUUUUUUUGGGGGAUGUUUUGGAUGUUUCGUUGACGUUUUUUGUUUUUCGUUGCUUUUGUUUUUCUUUCCUUUUUUUUUCUUUUGGGGAAAUCGACUUUGUUCUUCCGUUGUUAACAGCUGAGAUCAUGGAUCCGUGCGUAAGAAGGGAACCUUGUUUGUGUUGUGCUGGAUGUGACGCUGUGCAGCAUCUUAACUGUUAUGUCCUCUGUACUCUGCAUCAUGCACUGUCUCUACUGAGAGGGGCUGAGCGUAGGAGGGAAUUGGAAUGAUGACCGAGUGUAAGAACAGCGUACAGCUUGUAUUUAUUCUCAUUCAUAAUAUGAGGGCUUUGAUCAUGGAUGUUGAGUAGAGCUUUUUCGGAAUGGCACUUUUGUUGAUACCCGAGGUUGAAAUAGAUGAGAUUCUUUUGAGCAUUAGAUCAGUGAAAUACAGAACAGAACCACACAGAGCUGGUCAACCAACCCCUCCAAUGGAUGCUCAUGACCUGAACUAGACCGGACAUGAAACUGACUCUUCGUCAACCUCUAACUCUUUUCUUCUCUCUCUCUCUCUCUCUCUCUCUCUCUCUCUCUCUCUCUCUCUCUCUCUCUCUCUCUCUCUCCUUCUCUCCUUCUCUCCUUCUCUCCUCUCUCUGUCUCUCAAAUCUAUCCCGUGCCAAAAACAUGUAUGAGCAGAAGAAUUGUUUUUAGGGAGGUGAAUGAAAGGAAAUACCGGACAAGUCUUUUUAGCAGUUGUUUAAAAAAUGAUCUCACUCUUUUUGGUUUGGAUGGCACCGUAAGGAAAGGAAAUUAUUUAUUUAUUUUCACAUAGGGGAUUAUGAUUCUUUCGUUAUUUUUUUUAUUUUUUUUUGCUUCGUUCAAUAAAGACUUAUCUUCUCAAAAACA
Osmerus eperlanus (European smelt) is the source of this 5414-nucleotide messenger RNA. It is a transcript of the gene ogdha, whose product is annotated as oxoglutarate dehydrogenase a. Gene Ontology annotation, molecular function: thiamine pyrophosphate binding; oxoglutarate dehydrogenase (succinyl-transferring) activity. The transcript is spliced from 19 exons. Bases 1281 to 3848 code for a protein of 855 amino acids. The record is from RefSeq and is a predicted model, not a curated record. NCBI's taxonomy places the organism in Eukaryota, Metazoa, Chordata, Actinopteri, Osmeriformes, Osmeridae. Gene Ontology annotation, biological process: tricarboxylic acid cycle. Gene Ontology annotation, cellular component: oxoglutarate dehydrogenase complex; mitochondrion.